This is a messenger RNA of Ochotona curzoniae (black-lipped pika), 777 nucleotides long. It is a transcript of the gene SYNDIG1, whose product is annotated as synapse differentiation inducing 1. The transcript is spliced from 3 exons. Bases 1 to 777 code for a protein of 258 amino acids. Lineage: Eukaryota; Metazoa; Chordata; Mammalia; Lagomorpha; Ochotonidae. Gene Ontology annotation, biological process: positive regulation of synapse assembly; synaptic vesicle clustering. The record is from RefSeq and is a predicted model, not a curated record. Gene Ontology annotation, cellular component: excitatory synapse; intracellular membrane-bounded organelle; postsynaptic density membrane.
AUGGACAGCGUCCUGAACCAGAAGGGCGUGUUGGUGCAUGGAAAGCUCACUGACACUGGCAAGAGGAACGGAUUGAUCAACACCAGAAACUUCAUGGCCGAGGGCAGAGAUGGCCUUGUGUCUGUCUACCCAGCACCCCAGUAUCAGAGCCGCCAGGGGGUGGCCGGUGUGGCAUCGGCCAGCCUGGAUGGCAACAGGAAUGAGCCAUCUCAGCAGCUGCUGAACCCCAACACCUUACAGCAGUCAGUGGAGUCCCACUACCACCCCAAUAUCAUCCUCUACUCUGAGGGAGUGCUGCGCUCCUGGGGAGACGGUGUGGCCGCUGACUGCUGUGAGACCACCUUCAUUGAGGACCGGUCACCCACCAAAGACAGCCUGGAUUACCCUGACACCAAGUUCAUCAACCUUUCGGCUGAUGACAUCAAGAUCCACACCUUGUCCUAUGAAGUGGAGGAGGAGGAGGAGUUCCAGGAGCUGGAGAGCGACUACUCGAGUGACACCGAGAGCGAGGACAACUUCCUCAUGAUGCCCCCUCGGGACCACCUGGGGCUCAGCGUCUUCUCCAUGCUCUGCUGCUUUUGGCCCUUGGGCAUCGCUGCCUUCUACCUGUCGCAUGAGACCAACAAAGCCAUGGCCAAGGGCGACUUCCACCAGGCCAGCACCAGUUCUCGGCGAGCCCUGUUCCUAGCUGUGCUGUCCAUCACCAUCGGCACGGGCAUCUACGUGGGCGUGGCCGUCGCCCUCAUUGCCUACCUCUCCAAGAGCAACCACCUGUGA